AUCUCUUUCUUUCUCUUAAUUGGGAUGCUUGUACCCACAAGUUCUUCUGUGCCAAGUUAUAAGAUCUCAGUUCCAUUUAAUAGAAGCAAUUUUCCAUCAGAUUUCAUCUUUGGAGCUGCCUCUGCUUCUUAUCAGUAUGAAGGAGCAGCAAAUGAAGAUGGUAAAGGUCCUAGUAUCUGGGAUACCUUUACCCACAAUCAUCCUGAAAGGAUAGCAGACCGUAGCAACGGUGACGUAGCCCUUGAUUUUUACCAUCGCUACAAGGAUGACAUAAAGCUGAUGAAAUUUGAAGGGUUAAAUGGUUUCAGAUUUUCCAUCUCCUGGUCAAGAGUUUUACCAUAUGGGAAGCCUUGUAGAGGAGUAAACAAAGAGGGCAUUGCCUUCUAUAACAACCUUAUCAAUGAGCUCCUAGCUAAAGGUAUACAACCUAUGGUUACCCUAUUCCAUUGGGAUCUACCUCAAGUUCUUGAAGAUGAGUAUCUUGGCUUUCUAAACCCUCAAAUUAUCUAUGAUUUUCGAGAUUAUGUGGAGUUGUGCUUUAAAGAAUUUGGUGAUAGAGUAAAACUUUGGACAACAAUAAAUGAGCCAAGUGGUUAUGCCCUUACUGGUUAUGACUUAGGCAUUUUCCCCCCUUUGAGAUGCUCCAUUGGUUGUAUUGCUGGAAACUCUGCCACUGAGCCUUACAUAGUUGCCCAUCACUUGCUUCUUGCUCAUGCACAAGCAGCUAAGUUAUACAGAGUGAAAUAUCAG
This is a messenger RNA of Nicotiana tabacum (common tobacco), 750 nucleotides long. The record is from RefSeq and is a predicted model, not a curated record. Lineage: Eukaryota; Viridiplantae; Streptophyta; Magnoliopsida; Solanales; Solanaceae.